UGGUUUGAGCACUUCAAUUUUUCCUUGACGUUCCUUUUCUUGCCAAACUCACCCUCCAGAUUUCUCAACUUGGUACCGGUUCGGUGAAGAAGUCCUUGAUUUGUUUGGAGUAGUUUCCAUCAUGUUGGCCCGACUCCGAUUUUCAGCCCUUCGACAGGGUGCGCAGCAAUGGGCGCGUAUGGCUUCAAGCGCGCCCAACACAAAGAUAUUUGUGGGUGGUGAGAUGCGUGAAUCAGCCACUGACCGAUGGAUAGAUGUGCACAAUCCGGCCACUCAAGAAGUUGUCACUCGUGUGCCAGAGGCGACUAAUGAUGAAAUGCUGGCCGCUGUUGCUGCUGCCAAGGCAGCUUUCCCAGCGUGGAGCAACACGUCCAUUCUCUCUCGCCAGCAGAUCAUGUUCAACCUGCAAAGGCUGAUCAAGGAGAAUAUGGGUGAUCUGGCCGCUGCUCUGACGCGUGAGCAAGGCAAGACCCUGGCUGACGCCGAGGGAGACAUCUUCCGUGGCCUGCAGGUUGUGGAGCAUGCCUGCAGCAUUACAACCCUACAACUGGGUGAGACAAUGCCCAGCGUCAGCAAGGACAUGGAUAUCCAUUCCUAUCGCACACCGCUUGGUGUUUGUGCUGGCAUCACUCCGUUCAACUUCCCUGCCAUGAUUCCUCUCUGGAUGUUCCCGGUAGCCAUGGUCUGCGGCAACACGUACGUGCUGAAGCCCUCGGAGCGUGAUCCAACAGUGACGAUGAUGUUGGUUGAGCUGGCUGAGAAGGCUGGCUGUCCGCCAGGUGUUCUCAAUGUCAUCCAUGGCACCAAGCCAGCCGUUGACUUCAUCUGCUCCGACCCAGACAUCCGUGCCAUCAGCUUUGUUGGCUCCAACCAUGUGGGUGAAUACAUCUAUGAGCAAGGCUCCAAGAAUGGCAAGCGAGUUCAGUCUAACAUGGGUGCUAAGAAUCAUGGUGUGAUCAUGCCCGACGCUAACAAGGAACACACUCUCAAUCAGUUGGUUGGUGCUGCAUUCGGUGCAGCUGGCCAGCGUUGCAUGGCGUUGAGCACAGCAGUGUUCGUGGGUGACUCACAACAGUGGAUCCCGGAACUCAUCGAGAGAGCCAAGAAACUCAAGGUUGAUGCUGGACACAAGCCAGGUGCUGAUCUUGGUCCCGUCAUCUCACCACAGGCCAAGCAGCGCGUCGAGGAGCUCGUCGAGAGUGGCGUGAAAGAGGGUGCCGCUUUGAUGCUUGAUGGUCGUGGAAUCACUGUCACUGGUUUCGAGAAGGGAAACUUUGUCGGACCAACUGUCCUGUCCAAUGUCACGCCCGAUAUGACCUGCUACAAAGAGGAGAUCUUUGGACCGGUGUUGGUCAUUGUCAACGUGGACACACUGGACGAUGCUAUUAAGGUCAUCAACGCCAAUCCCUAUGGCAACGGCACAGCCAUCUUCACAAACUCUGGUGCAGUGGCUCGCAAGUUCCAGUCAGAUAUUGAUGUCGGACAGGUGGGCAUCAAUGUACCAAUCCCAGUGCCAUUGCCUAUGUUCUCCUUCACUGGAUCGCGUGGCUCGUUCCGCGGAGACACCAACUUCUACGGCAGACAGGGUAUCAACUUCUACACGCAAGUGAAGACGGUCACGACACUUUGGCGAUCUGAUGAUGCCAACGGCAUGGAGAAACUCACCACCAUGCCCACCAUGCGCUAAGCAACAACAGCCAGUCUCUUCCUCCUCACUCCGUCCACCACUGCAGUCUGUCUCUGGGGUGACUUCCCACUGAUCUCUUGUAUUGGUAACGUGCUGAGUGGGUAUGCCCAGUGGCUUCUACUGGUGCCAUGACAUGUACUAUGAAUGUUUUGCCUACACAUUGCCCAGGGUUGUUGGUCAUCACUAGUGUGUGAACACAUCCCAUGUCGUUACGCAACCGCUGCAGCUGCAUUGUUUCAUGCCGUCAACCACCUCUCGGUGUCUGUGCAGCUCCAUUCCAUAGUCGAUUCAGUUGUUUUACCAGCCCUUGCUCUACCUACGCUGACAUGUAUCUUCCCUUGUCAUCACUGUUGUCAUACCCUAUUCCCUAUUUUUUACUCCCUACUUGCCAGCAAGAAAAUUUAUGCUACUCCACAAAACUCACUUAUUUUAGAAACUCUCUCGUUUUACAUUUCUCCAUUUUAGACAUCUGAAAUCAUGUUCAAAUAGUGAAAUCAAAAUUCGUCAUCAUA
Sycon ciliatum is the source of this 2199-nucleotide messenger RNA. Its product is annotated as methylmalonate-semialdehyde/malonate-semialdehyde dehydrogenase [acylating], mitochondrial-like. Gene Ontology annotation, cellular component: mitochondrion. Gene Ontology annotation, molecular function: malonate-semialdehyde dehydrogenase (acetylating, [NAD(P)+]) activity; methylmalonate-semialdehyde dehydrogenase (acylating, NAD+) activity. NCBI's taxonomy places the organism in Eukaryota, Metazoa, Porifera, Calcarea, Leucosolenida, Sycettidae. Bases 122 to 1687 code for a protein of 521 amino acids. The record is from RefSeq and is a predicted model, not a curated record. The transcript has 18 exons. Gene Ontology annotation, biological process: L-valine catabolic process; thymine catabolic process.